AUGGCUGAAGAGGAGCGGGAGCAGCAACCCGGGGAGGAGCAGCAUGCCGCCGAUGGAGAGCGCCCGCCUCGCAAAAAGGGCAAGCACAAGAAGGACAAGCCGUGGGACCACGAGGGCAUUGACCACUGGAAGAUUGAGCCGUUCAAGAAGGAGGACAACCCCUCGGGCCUGCUGGAGGAGAGCUCCUUCGCCACGCUGUUUCCCAAGUACCGAGAAAAGUACCUGCGCGAGGUGUGGCCCGCGGUGACCAAGGCGCUGAAGGAGCAGGGCAUCGCCUGCGAGCUGAACCUGGUGGAGGGCAGCAUGACGGUGCGCACCACACGCAAGACGUACGACCCCUUCAUCAUCCUGAAGGCCCGUGACCUCAUCAAGCUGCUGGCACGCUCAGCGCUCAAGGUGCUGGAGGAUGAGGUGCAGUGCGACGUGAUCAAGAUUGGCGGCAUCGUGCGCAACAAGGAGAAGUUUGUGAAGCGGCGGCAGCGCCUGAUCGGCCCGAACGGCGCGACGCUCAAGGCGCUGGAGCUGCUCACCGGCUGCUACAUCCUGGUACAGGGCAACACGGUGUCCGCCAUGGGGGACUACAAGGGGCUGAAGCAGGUGCGUCGCAUUGUGGAGGACUGCGUGAGGAAUGUGCACCCCAUCUACCACAUCAAGACGCUCAUGAUCAAGCGGGAGCUGGCCAAGGACCCCGCGCUGGCAGAGGAGAACUGGGAGCGCUUCCUGCCCAACUUCAAGAAGAAGAACGUGCAGCGCAAGAAGCCCAAGAAGGUGCGGGAGAGGAAGGACUACACGCCCUUCCCGCCGCCACAGCCGCCCAGCAAGGAGGACCUGAUGCUGGAGAGCGGCGAGUACUUUCUGUCGGCGGAGCAGAAGGCGGCGCGUGCGGCGGCGGCACAGGCGACGCGGCAGGCAGCGCGUGUGGAGGAGCGGCAGCGACAGCGCGAGGCCGCGUUCCAGGCGCCCGCCGAGAUGCGAGGCAGCGGGGGCGCGGGCAGCGCUGGCGCCCAGCAGCAGCAGCAGCAGCAAGGGCAGGAGACGUCGGCCAGCCUGGCGGCCUCGCUCAAGAAGAAGCUCAAGGGCAGCAACAGGGAGGGGGCCGCGGCAGGCGGUGGCGGCGAUGUGUCGAUGUUCUUAGCGGCCGGCACAGCAGACGUGGCAGGCAGUGGCAAGCAGGGAUCGGGAAAGAAGAAGAAGAAGCGGAAGUCAGAAGGGGGGGCCGGCGACGGCGCACAGGAGAAGAAGCUGAAGCAGAAGAAGAGCAAGCAGCGGGAGUGACAUCAUCAUAACAUUCUGCUGAUGCUGCUUGACGUUUU
Chlorella variabilis is the source of this 1313-nucleotide messenger RNA. RefSeq lists its product as hypothetical. The record is from RefSeq and is a predicted model, not a curated record. Gene Ontology annotation, molecular function: RNA binding. Gene Ontology annotation, cellular component: small-subunit processome; nucleolus. NCBI's taxonomy places the organism in Eukaryota, Viridiplantae, Chlorophyta, Trebouxiophyceae, Chlorellales, Chlorellaceae. The transcript has 8 exons. Bases 1 to 1275 code for a protein of 424 amino acids.